Molecule: messenger RNA, 906 nt
Organism: Crotalus tigris (Tiger rattlesnake)
Lineage: Eukaryota; Metazoa; Chordata; Lepidosauria; Squamata; Viperidae
Exons: 5
Coding region: 336-737 (133 amino acids)
Source: RefSeq, a predicted model, not a curated record
GGAAGUCAUCUUAUACGCCGGCAUUUACGGUAAAUGUAUAUAAGAAUUAAAAGCUUGAAAAAAAGAAUCAAGAGUCUGCUUAGGCAUUUUGGGAAAGUUGGACUUGAGAUGCAAUGAAGAUAAGGCCCUGGGUACACACAAGCAUUCUCUAAUAUGCAGGCAACACCUGGGUUUUGCAACAAAGCGAACUAGCAACUAUACGAUUGUUGCUUCCUUUAGAGAAAAUGUGAAAUGCUGGGUUCACACAAGGAAACAAAAGAUCACAACUUUGAUAUUUAUUAACCCAUUUAAACUUGGAUUAAUCUCUGUUUCUAUUUUGUCUUCCUAGGGAGCUAAUGCCACCACCAGCACCAGCAGCUGCUGAACCUCCAGCCAAGGCUCCAUCUGAACCUCCAGCUCCGGCUCCAGCUCCGGCUCCGGCUCCAGCUCCAGCUCCAGCUCCGGAGCCUAUUAAAAAGGCCAGCUCAAAGAAAUUGUCUGAAAAAGAGUCUCCCAUGAGUGAAAUUUUUCCAAACACUGAAUCUGAAAAAGAGACUCCCAUCAGCGAAACUCCUCCGAAGACAGAACUUCAGAAACAGAAGAAGAAGGCACUUCAAAGAAAACAAGUUCAGAAGAGGGAGAGGAAGAUGAAGAAGACUAAUCUUACUUAUCUAGAGUACUGUUUAUUAUUAAAUGUUAUAUUAUUAAAUACAUUAUUGUUAUGCACCUUUUAUUGUUAUUCUUAUCUUGAGGUUUAAAAACAUUUCAGAAUAGCCAUUCUCCCAUCUGGAGCAAAUGCUAUUGUGUUGGGCUAAGGUUCCUAUUACUCAUGGCCCUAGUGCAGUGGUUCUCAACCUGUGGGUCGGGACCCCAUUUGGGGUCGAACGACCAUUUCACGGGGGUCACCAAACAACGCAGUCCGCCAUU